AGCCGGGAGCCCUGUGGGGCGGGGCUGUGCGGGCUCCAUUGGCAGAAAGGGGACCAAAAAAGAAAAAAAAAAGACAACUAAACUUGACCAUCUCUGUAGUGAUUGGAGUGGAUGGGCGGAGGCGGAGCGAGACGCACAGGGACCCUAGCCAGUCGGUGUCUGGAGUAGCGGGGGGCUCCGGGAGGGGAAGGCAAGCGCGCGGUGCAGGUCACCUGCCGCGGGGUCUGGCGGGAGGAGUGCGCCGGCCUCCGCGCUUCCUGUUUCCGGUUCCCGGAGAGAGGCACAACCGGGUCCUGCGAGAGCACCGUCCUGUGACAGGAGCUGUGGGACUGGGGUCUGCGGCUGGUCGCUGGUGGCCCCGGCGCCGGCUCUCGGAAGGACGUUGGCUGGGGAUCCUGCCUCUCUGCUUCUCAGUUUGCCCGCGACACUUCAUCUUGAAGGAUUCAUCUAUAAGUCAGAUUAAAAGUUACAUAUGUGGGUUUCCUGCUGCAGGUGUUCUUGGCACGGAGAUACUAAAAUAAGGAUGUUCCCCUUCUAUAGCUACUGGAGAACAGGACUGCUACUACUGCUGCUCUUGGCUGUGGCAGUGAGAGAAUCCUUGCAGGCUGAAGAAAAAACUUGUGACUUGGUGGGAGAUACAGAUAAAGAGUCGAAGAAUGAGUUGGCUCUACUGAAGAGACUGAAACCACUAUUUAACAAAAGCUUUGAGAGCACAGUAGGCCAGGGCUCUGACACAUACAUGUACAUAUUCCGGGUGUGCCGGGAAGCCAGCAACCACAGCUCUGGAGCAGGCCUGGUGCAGAUCAACAAGAGCAAUGGGAAAGAGAUGGUGGUGGGGAGGCUCAAUGAGACUCACAUCUUCAACGGAAGUAAUUGGAUCAUGCUGAUCUACAAAGGUGGCGAUGAAUAUGACAACCACUGUGGCAAGGAGAAGCGUCGUGCAGUGGUGAUGAUCUCUUGCAAUCGACGCACCCUAGCAGACAACUUUAACCCUGUGUCUGAGGAGCGAGGCAAAGUCCAGGAUUGUUUGUACCUCUUUGAGAUGGAUAGCAGUUUAGCUUGUUCCCCAGAAGUCUCCCACCUCAGCGUGGGCUCUAUCUUACUCCUCACAUUUGCAUCACUGGUUGCUGUCUACAUCAUUGGGGGUUUCUUGUAUCAGCGACUAGUGGUAGGAGCCAAGGGAAUGGAACAGUUUCCGCACUUAGCCUUCUGGCAGGACCUUGGCAACCUGGUAGCAGAUGGUUGUGACUUUGUAUGCCGUUCUAAGCCCCGAAAUGUGCCUGCCGCUUACCGAGGUGUGGGUGAUGACCAGCUGGGGGAGGAGUCAGAAGAAAGGGACGAUCAUUUAUUACCAAUGUGAUUGUACUUUGAGUAUCCAUCCUCGUCCCCCAGACCAAAGCAUACUCAGCCAGGUUUCUCACGCAUCUCCCCUCUCAUCUUGUCCUUAAUAGCACUUUGCUUCCCAGUUUGCUUUGCAUUUGCAUCCUCUUCACACUAUCUGCCUUCCCUGUGCUCUUGGUUUUGUUUUCUAUAGGUACAGUUGGAUUGAGGGAGCAGGGCCUGGGAAAACAGGCUACUGCAUUAUGGCUACCAGAAGGUACAAGACAAGUAAUGUGGGCAAAGGGGUUAUUGGCCCAGUCUUUUUUAAAAACACAUUAUCACAAGUUUUUUAGACACUGGAUUUCUUUAAUUUAAAAAAAAAAAAAAUCAAAGGAACAUUAUUUAUACAGACCUGAUGGCUUUCAUGCUAACUCUACCCUACAGUAGUCUCCAUGAGAAUCUGGGUAUAUGUAAUUUCUUGCUGCUUGGAACUGCUUUACAGUGAUUACUUGGUUGCAAUCCAAGUACUCCCAUUUGGUCUCAGCCUAGGGGUGUUCUAGACUUGGGAUCAGGAUAGGGAAAAUGUGAAACUCCCCAAUUACAGAAUUGUAAGACACCACACUUGUGGAUCUUGUGUUACUUUAUAGCUAGAAUUGGGGCUUGGGUUGUGGUGGUGUGGUUAACCACUCCAUAUGUAGCCAAAUGCCUAAAACAGCAAUCCAGCCCUUGGAUAAGACAGUUGGGACUACCCUCCUGUCCCUCAGACGUUCCAGCACAGGGCAGUUCUGUUUACUUUGAGGUGGAAUUUCCUCUGGCAUUUCUCUCCCAUUUGUAGUAGAAACUGGCAAAGCUGUUCUUACCCUAUCUCUCUACAGUGUUUCUAAACACAUACUGCACUUUUUCCGCUGGCCUGUGGUUUUGCUUUUUCCUCCCAGUCUUCUGGAAAGGAGAUAGAAGCAGAAAUGGGACAUGCAGGUUCUGCAGUCCUCUGCUCUAGCUGUGGAUGCUGCUGCCGCUCCUGACCCUGCUGCUGGCUCAGGGAAGUGUGUCUUUCCCACAUUUCUGUGGGAAAAGUUUUUAAUCCUCCAAUGCUUCUGUCUUUCUGUGUCGGCCAUGUACCCAGAAUCCCAGGCUGAUCUUCCUAUAAUAGUGAACCCUGGGCCACUAAAGAGUAACAUGGCUCCACUGGACACCAGAAGGAUGGAAUCAAUAGGCAGGGGCCUUUUAUAAGUCUUUAGAGAAGAAAAUGAAAUUCUUUCACCUUUGGACUUUUCAGUAGUAUUGGAAUGGUUUUGUGGGUUUUAUCCUUUCAGAAUAGGAAAACUAAUGUUACAAAAGCAUCUCCUUUUUUAUUUGCAUCUUCCCCCCAUAUCCUGGUGUUUUGUUGAACUGAAAAAAAAAGGAAAUAUACACCAUUUUUUGUACAAAAACAAUGAUUAAAAAAACACAAAA
Molecule: messenger RNA, 2772 nt
Organism: Octodon degus (degu)
Lineage: Eukaryota; Metazoa; Chordata; Mammalia; Rodentia; Octodontidae
Gene: M6pr
Product: mannose-6-phosphate receptor, cation dependent
Exons: 8
Coding region: 473-1360 (295 amino acids)
Biological process (GO): protein targeting to lysosome
Cellular component (GO): Golgi apparatus; trans-Golgi network; endosome
Molecular function (GO): protein domain specific binding
Source: RefSeq, a predicted model, not a curated record